Messenger RNA from Elaeis guineensis (African oil palm), 732 nucleotides. RefSeq names its product RING-H2 finger protein ATL78. Gene Ontology annotation, molecular function: transferase activity. The record is from RefSeq and is a predicted model, not a curated record. Gene Ontology annotation, biological process: protein ubiquitination. Lineage: Eukaryota; Viridiplantae; Streptophyta; Magnoliopsida; Arecales; Arecaceae.
CCAUGCCACGACCUUCUUCCCCAACACUACUCUUCACCACCACCACCACCACCAUCUUUUGAGGUCCACACAACCACCGACCUCCUAAACUCUUCCCAUGCUGUGGUCCUCCCUCUCCCCUCCCCUUCCCUCUUUCCCCGUUCUCUAUUCUAUCUCCAAUUAACCCUAUGGAAGAGCCUUACAUCUCAAAUUGCCUCAACCUCUCCCUCCUCACCCUGUCCCCCACCCACAGCCCCACGACUCCCCCUCGCAAAACCCGUGGCGAGGCUUCUUCCCUCGACUAUGACGUUGUCGUCAUCCUUGCUGCCAUGAUUUGCGCACUCGUCUGCGCACUCGGCGUGAACUCCAUGCUCCAAUGCGUUCUUCGAUGCACUCGCCGUGCCCUCACCGAGCCCGUCGGAUGGGUCGCGCACCGCCGCAUGAACGCAGGCCUGAAGCGCGAGGACGUCAUUGCACUCCCCGUCGCCACCUACAUCGCCCCACCACCGCCGUCAUCGGGCUCGCCUGCUCCACCACCACCUGGCUGUGCCAUCUGCCUAUCGGACUUCGCCGACGGGGAGAAGAUCCGGGUGCUGCCUGCCUGCAGCCACCGGUUCCACGUCGGGUGCAUCGACACGUGGCUGCUGUCGCACUGCUCCUGCCCGACGUGCCGGCACCGCCUCUCAUCCCACAGUACUGAUGAUCCUCCUCUAGAGAUUGCAAUUGAUCCAUGAUGACCAUGCCAACGUUAUA